UACCACCAACUUAGUGAACAAUUUAAUAGUGACACCACAAUACAAAAAUAUAAUCAUAGAAUGAAAUAUGGUUGGUCUUGGUGUUGUGUUAGAAGAAGCUGAACCAAAGAAAAAUAGUAGCAUCAACAUCAACAAGAAAAACACUCAUCAAGUUAUUAACAAAACCACUAUGAAUAUGCUUACCACUAUCAACAACAACAACAACAAAAAUUCUUCACUUUCUUAUCCUUCUUCUCACCAUUUUCCUUUUCAGAAAUCUACUUUUCUUGACCAUUGUUUUCUAUGCAACAACAAGCUCUUACCUGAGAAAGAUAUCUACAUGUACAAAGGGGACAGAGCAUUUUGUAGUGUGGAUUGUAGGUGCAAGCAUAUUUUAAGGGACGAGGAAGAGGCUAUUGAGAAGAAGAAAUGUUCUUUGGAAUUGGAUUAGAGGGUUUUUUUUUUUUUUUUUGAAGAGUGACACUAGAAAUGGGGUGGAGGGAAUUUUUUUAGGGAUGGUAUUGGUAAUCCAGUUUUUCACCCAUGGUUUAAGUUUUGUAAUGACCUAAGGACCCUUUGUCCUUUAUUUUGCUUCCUAGUAUGAAGCCAAAAUGUCCUUUCACAAUUUAAUUAUUUUGGGUCCAUCCAGUAAUAUGAGGGGCAUUCUUUAUGGUUGUGGUGGUUCUUACUAUGCUUUCACUUUUUUUCUUUUGGUACAAAAUGCUUUAACUUUC
Molecule: messenger RNA, 713 nt
Organism: Trifolium pratense (red clover)
Lineage: Eukaryota; Viridiplantae; Streptophyta; Magnoliopsida; Fabales; Fabaceae
Product: FCS-Like Zinc finger 15-like
Exons: 2
Coding region: 68-430 (120 amino acids)
Source: RefSeq, a predicted model, not a curated record